Centruroides sculpturatus (bark scorpion) is the source of this 456-nucleotide messenger RNA. RefSeq lists its product as uncharacterized. NCBI's taxonomy places the organism in Eukaryota, Metazoa, Arthropoda, Arachnida, Scorpiones, Buthidae. The coding region runs from base 104 to 421 and encodes 105 amino acids. The record is from RefSeq and is a predicted model, not a curated record. The transcript is spliced from 3 exons.
ACACAAACAUUUGUAAAUUGUUACGUAUUUACAUAACCUUCGGCUGCCAAACCGAAUGUAGAAGUAAACGGAUGGCCAUUUGUCUCGUCGCACCUUUACAGAAAUGAAGAAUAUUCUACUUGGUAUUAUUUCUUUCUUCGUUUUAGUUAUCUUUGCCGAGGAAGAUUCUAAGCACGAAGAUCCUUGCUACUUGGAGGACGGUGUCUGUACUAACGAAAACCAUUGUCGAUAUAACAGAAUAAUUCGGACUCCUAAUCUCUGUUGGCAACAAAACAAAACCGUGUGCUGUUAUAAUCCCGCAGUUUACGAUUGCUUCGAGAUGCCGGCUGCGGAUUGUGUUCCCGUAGAAGACUGUGGCGGCGCAAUUACACACCCCGAAAAGAAAUGUCCAAAUAACGGCGUGUGCUGUAUUUACCUUUGAUAAGAACUCUUGUUUCGGUUCUUAAUAUUGUACUU